AUGGCAUCCUUCAUCCGGUCGUGGAUCGUAUCCUCCAUCAUCUCCCAUGACGAACAACACGGCGCCGACCUCUCGCCUCAGCUAAGCAACCCCGUCUUCUGCCAGCUCGUCAAAUAUCCAGUCACGGCACAACUAGAUAACGUCCGCGUCCAGCUCGUCGUUCAUCGUUGGGCUGUGGUUACGGGUGACGGGAACGAACCAGUGUAUUUUCCGCAUACGGUGCAAGUUGGGCGCGGCGGCACAAGAGCCGACGCCGAGGUUAACCGCAUUCUCCGCAAGUGGUGGCUUGGAGAUUCGCAGAAAUCGCAGCCGUCACUUGUUGUACCUGCAGAGCCUGUCGGAGAGCCCAGCGCAAUGGCCUCCAACGCGUUACCGGGUCCUUCACGAGAGGCAAAGGUCCACCCAGGCACAUUCAAACGCCUCAAACGCGUCAAUCAGCUCGUGGCAGACUUGAGCGCGGCGGGGAAAGCUCUUCCCGCAUGGCUGUUCACUCCGGCCUCGGAAGCGCAACGGGCAGAGUUGGACGCGAUCGACGUCUUUGGCACUGACCCGUUCAAGCCCGAGCCCGAGUCGCUCGAGUCCAACGGACACUCGGGGUCAUUGACAAACGCGACGCAGUAUCUCCCGACAGAGUCGACAAACGGGACGCAGUAUCUGUCGACAGAGUCUCCGCGCGCUCAGCCACCAGACAGCCAAACCCAAUAUCUACCAUCAGCGUCACCGCGGACUCACGAAAGCUUGCACGAGUCGGCCCAGGUCCCACAGACCUCACGAUCUCCAACUAAGAUUGUCCCACCGACCUCACGAUCUCCAACUAAGAUUGUCCCACCGACCUCACGAUCUCCAACCAAGAUUGUCCCACCGACCUCACAAUCUCCAAUUAAGAUUGAACUGGCGGCCGCGCAACAUACACAGCCUGUCAUCGACAUGGCCAUCGACAUCAGCCCACCUUUGCGGACUGGACGCUUCGAAACUCCCUCGGACAGCGAUGACGAGGACUCGGACUCGAUUUCGAUUCCGAUUCGAUUCACCUCGCGCCGGACUAAGCCCCCCCGUCGACAGGUGUUCAAGUCGUCCCCCCAAGUUCCAAGAGCAUCGUCGCAACCCACAGGCGAGACGGACGAAGACGAUCUCUCAGACUACGAGAAGGAGCAGCGAAGGGCACAGAAGCGACCAGUGCCGUCACCCCAGUUGUCAUCACCCAGCAUGCCCCGUAAACGGCCACGUCACUCGGGCGCGUCAAACGUAGAUGCCGACGAUGAGGCUAGCCAAGAACGGCCCAGAAAGCUGGCCAAGGCCGAAAUCGUCUCCCCCAUCAAGAGCUCUUGGGAACCGACGCCCGGCCAACGAGUCCUGUCCAGACUUGUCUCUGUUUCCGUCUCCGAGGCUGUGCGGCAGGUCCUCCCGAAAUAUCGACCGGAUUUAACGACGUUCACCGUGCCGGGCAUGUCCAAGGAGAUGGUCGAGUAUGUGAGGGCCAGGGCGGUCGAGGAGAAGGCGGCGCGUGAGCGAGGACAAAGGAAAAGUGGGCGAUAG
This is a messenger RNA of Cutaneotrichosporon cavernicola, 1536 nucleotides long. RefSeq lists its product as uncharacterized. The transcript is spliced from 5 exons. The coding region runs from base 1 to 1536 and encodes 511 amino acids. The record is from RefSeq and is a predicted model, not a curated record. NCBI's taxonomy places the organism in Eukaryota, Fungi, Basidiomycota, Tremellomycetes, Trichosporonales, Trichosporonaceae.